Molecule: messenger RNA, 573 nt
Organism: Paracoccidioides lutzii Pb01
Exons: 4
Coding region: 1-573 (190 amino acids)
Biological process (GO): endosome transport via multivesicular body sorting pathway; protein transport; late endosome to vacuole transport
Cellular component (GO): ESCRT III complex; multivesicular body
Source: RefSeq, a predicted model, not a curated record
AUGGAGUCUCUCAAAGCAGUGUUUUUCGGGCCGGACCCCGCUGCGCAGAUGAGAAAAUGCAAUAGCCUCAUCCGAAGCAAUGCGCGAAAGCUAGACAGGGACAUUGCCCAGCUCAAAGCUCUCGAGGCCAAGACGAAACAAUACAUCGUGGCUGCGUCGCGACGGGCAGAGCGCAACCCAUCUCAGGCGGCACAGGCAGCGAAGGAGACCCGCACAUUUGCCAGGGAGAUGGUGCGGAUCAGAAAACAGAGCAGCCGGCUGAUGACGAGCAAGGCUCAGCUGGAAAGUGUGAAGAUGCAGGUUGACGAGGCCUUUUCCGUGCGCAAGAUUGAGGGGAGUCUUCGGGCGUCGACGGGGAUCAUGAAGAAUGUCAACCAUCUUGUCCGGUUGCCUGAGCUUACGGCGACGAUGCAACAGUUAAGUAUGGAACUGGUAAAGGCGGGGAUAAUCGAGGAACUGGUCGACGAUAUGAUUCCCCAAGACCAGCUGCUAGAGGGAGAAGAGGAAGAGGCCGACACUUUCCGUAGGAAGUCGUGGAUUUUCGCGGUUGUCCUUUUUGAUUUUACUUUGUAA